UCCUCUCUCGCCUAGCAACCGCAUAACACAGAGCAGCCUCAUUCAGAUCCCUGCGCAGCUCGCCCAAGGGGCAUUUCUUAGACUGCGGACGGACACAGGUGGGUUUCUCUGCAGGAUGGCAACGAAGAGCUUUGGGUGGGAUGAUGAAGCAAAGUCCCCAAGCAAGAAACAGUUCUCUACUGUGACACUCUACCAGUACGACAGCAGCAUCGAGCCAAAUGAGGAUGGGUUCCAGCCCACUCGGCAGAAUCUCUCCGGAAAAUACUCUGUUUGUUCAGAGGAGACUGCAAACUCUGACAUUCCCCAGUUGGUUCCAUGCACGUUCACCAUCUGCUUGGCUUUGCCAGGGCUUUUUGGCAUUAAAGGCAAGCAUUCACAUGACAAAUUUAAACGAUUAAGAGCUGACAAACUUGCAAAGUUACGACGCUUCUAUCAUAUAGAAUAUCAGCUCUUGCCAGAUGACAGAGAGCCUAAACAAGUCGACAUGGUGUUGUUUAGUACAUUAAUAGCCAAAGUAUUCAUGGAAUCUGGAAUAAAGUCUGUGAGUCCAUGGUGUGAAAAUGAUAAAUUGUGGGUGUCUUGGAAAGAAACUCAUAAGAUGUCAAUUACAAAGGAAGUGUUAAAGAAACUCAACUAUCACAAAAUCAUCUUUAGUAUAUGGGACACCAAGGAGAGAGUGUCUAAAAAAGCAAAGUUUUCUAAAGUAAAAAGUUACAGUCGCCAGGAGGAUUUUGAAAGUAUUGAUGAAACGAAACAAUUGGUUCUAAGGCAAAGAGAAUUGUCUCUAGAGAAAAUGCCCAAGCCUAGUGUUAUUAAAACAAAAAAGAGGAUCAUAGAGGUUCAACCAUUUAAACCUCCUGUCAGCGUUGAAUCAGAUGGAGAAACCCCUAGCAAAAUUGAUCCUGAAUUUGAUAAGGCUUUGAAAGGAGACGAAUUUAUCGUUCAGUGGAACAUGUCAAGAGUAUCGGGACUUACUGUAGAAAAACAAUCUGAUCUCAAAGACUCAAGCAAGCCACUGACCCUGGCCAGCUCAUCCACUAUUAUGGACAAUCUCAGGAUGCAAAGUAUUGGGCACUGA
Messenger RNA from Dromiciops gliroides (monito del monte), 1078 nucleotides. RefSeq lists its product as uncharacterized. The transcript has 7 exons. The record is from RefSeq and is a predicted model, not a curated record. Lineage: Eukaryota; Metazoa; Chordata; Mammalia; Microbiotheria; Microbiotheriidae. Bases 116 to 1078 code for a protein of 320 amino acids.